Molecule: messenger RNA, 345 nt
Organism: Rotaria sp. Silwood1
Lineage: Eukaryota; Metazoa; Rotifera; Eurotatoria; Philodinida; Philodinidae
Source: the annotation of a GenBank genome assembly
AUGCUUUUUGGUACAUUCAUUGGUAAUUGGGCAGCACCAGCCUCUGAUGAGCUGCAAGAAAUAUACGUUGACACAUGUCAAUUAAGCUGUGGUCUAGUUACUAAUAAUCACGAAGCAGACGAAUGUCGUCAAAAGUUUUGUCCUAAUUAUGUUCAUUAUUUAUUAACAGGUUUUACACUAUCGGAUUCAGCACCUAGUAUUGCAUCAAAUGAUAAAAAAGAAGUGGCAAAAUUUUGCGCUACAUGGAUGGUUCAUUUACUUCAAGAACUUGGCUGGAACCGACGUAUUCGUCUGAAUCUCAAAGAAUGUAAUUGUGCUGGUGGCACCGAUUGUCUUAUUCAAUAG